Macrobrachium nipponense is the source of this 1424-nucleotide messenger RNA. RefSeq lists its product as uncharacterized. The transcript is spliced from 11 exons. The coding region runs from base 39 to 1127 and encodes 362 amino acids. The record is from RefSeq and is a predicted model, not a curated record. Lineage: Eukaryota; Metazoa; Arthropoda; Malacostraca; Decapoda; Palaemonidae.
GAAAGCCUCAGCACCAACUAGUAACCAUUCGCUCAGCAAUGGCGAUACAUCCUCGGAGUCUGCCAGUCUUCCUGGCCCCAUUUCUAAUUGGGCUCAGCUUCAGCGCGGCUUCCGUAGUGAAUCUGAGAAAGUACAACAGCGUAUUACAUCAAGUCGAGGACAGAGUUCGCAGUCCCGAAGGACCUGGCAGGCAAGGCCCACCUGGGGACCACGGGCCACUUGUGGGCCCCGGAGGACCCCCCGGGGGGAAUGACACGAGUGGAAUGAUAUUUGGACCUGGGGGACCUGGAGGACCUGGGUUCCCCCCUGUAGCCCCGACUGGUGAAAAGUGUGUCAGCAUGUGUGAGAAACUGGAGGCUUUAAUCGAUUCGCUGGAGGCUAACAUAACGCAACCGAACGUGACAGCGGCUAACGCGACCGACCCAGACAUUCCACCAGUGAUAUUCUUCGUAUUCCUCUUCUGUUCCAACUCCACUGCCGACGGACCUCUCAACCAGACUCAUCCUGGUAAAAUUGGGGAUUCCUCUGAGGAAACUGGUGAAAGUGAGGAAUCUUCAGAGGAAUCUGGUGAAGACGGGGAUUCUGCAGUAUCCUCGGAAGAGGAAGGUGGUGAUAAUGAUGAAACAGACCGCUGGAUAAGCUGGGAUCGGCUGGAGGCCAGACACCGAGGGCGUCCAGGGCGUCCAGGACACUUCCAUAAAGUCUGUAAAGCACACGAGCGGCUGAUGAACUUGCAAUCAAUAAGGCAAACUAUGGACAACGCCACCCAUUUCAAUCAGAGCGGACCCUUGCAACCAUUGCUGGACUAUGUUCAUGACGUGUGCCAAAAUAGUAGUGACGUUGGUGACGGUGAUGGUGAUGGUGAUGGUGAUGGUGAUGGUGAUGGUGAUAGCAGGAUGAUAAGGAAGGGACCUCAACAGCAUUCUGGCAAAGGUGCCAAAUUCGACAACUGGGAUGGGCCCCCCGGACACAUGGGAGAUCCCAUAGCCGAAUUUUGUGAGGUCGUUUCCAUCGUCUUGCAACCAAUGGGUGGUGGUAACUUCACGGCUCCGGGUGGGUCAGCGGAGGUCAUGGCUUUCUUCAAGGACAUGGUGUCUUGUCUGUGCAACAUCGAUUUGAACAAAUAGGAACCACGAAAUUUGGGCCAUUACCAAAAGGAUAUCAUAAUAAACAGCGGCAUUAGAAAUUCCUACCAGCGGAUCUGCUCUUAAUAAGAGUAGAAUUUUUCAAGAUAAUCCUAAGAUAAGACCUUGAAUCAAAGCUCUUGUUACUGCAUACUCAGUGAUAACCGAUUCCCUUGUUUGUUCAGCGUUUGUUUAUGGUUGUGUUAACUUCAUCCACUUAAUUGUUUUUUUAAGAAAGUGAAUCAACAUGUUACUGCAGAAACACUGUUAUUGAUGACUUAAUACAACAUAGAGGAAAAA